Messenger RNA from Ceutorhynchus assimilis (cabbage seed weevil), 8479 nucleotides. Lineage: Eukaryota; Metazoa; Arthropoda; Insecta; Coleoptera; Curculionidae. The record is from the annotation of a GenBank genome assembly.
GCACGUGCUGUCACAACAAAAGCAAAGAAAAUUCAACCAAAAACAAAAUGGACUCUUGUUUUCAUAAGAGUUUCUGUUUAUAAAUAUUCGUUUUUUGGUGAAAAGACCUUUUUCAACCAGAAAGGAGACACAAAAUCUCAGCAAUGAACGUCAACUUAUUGUUAUGGAGAUAUGGGGUGGGCAUACCAAUAGAUCGCUAGUUUAGCAAACCGGACUUUUCUGCAUUAUGAGGGAAAUGGUAGGUGGUUGUUGUGUGUGUUCUGACGAUAGAGGCUGGUCCGAGAAUCCCCUUGUGUACUGCGAUGGACAAUCUUGUAAUGUUGCUGUUCAUCAAGCUUGUUAUGGAAUAGUAACGGUCCCAACAGGACCAUGGUAUUGUUGCAAGUGUGAGAGUCAAGAAAGGACUACUAAAGUUAAGUGUGAAUUGUGCCCAAGCAGAUAUGGCGCCCUCAAGCGAACCGACAACCAAGGAUGGGCCCAUGUGGUCUGUGCUCUGUACAUCCCCGAAGUACGUUUCGGCAACGUUUCCACUAUGGAACCGAUCCAGUUACAUUUGAUUCCUUCCGAGAGAUUCAAUAAGGUGUGUUACAUUUGUGAAGAAAAAGGUAAACCUGGUAGCGCCAACGUGGGUGCUUGCAUGCAAUGCAACAAAGUUGGCUGUAAGCAACAGUUCCACGUCACGUGCGCCCAAAGUUUGGGUCUUUUGUGCGAAGAAGCCGGAAACUAUCUGGACAACGUUAAAUAUUGCGGUUACUGCCAGCACCAUUACAGCAAACUGAAGAAGGGCGGUAACGUUAAAACCAUUCCCCCAUACAAACCAGUCAACGACAGUCAAAAUUCGGAUUCGAAUUCCGAAAAAGAAGCUGAUCUUGCUCAAAAAAGUAGUCCGCCUUCAGCAGCUGGAAAGCGCAAGUCUACAUCUGGCAACAAGAAUAAUAGUGGGAAAGCUUCCAGCUCUGGAAAAGCUGUAUCUCAACCAAAGACUGGUCAUAGUAAUAAUAAGGGCCCUGCCGAGAAAAGAGUAGUAACCUCGAAAAGUGCCAAAGUUGAAGAACAAUUAUUGCCAGCUACAACUGCCGACAGUAAGACUGACAUUAAAAAAGAGACAGUCAAAAGUGAACAGAGUGUAUCGGAACCCGAUAAGGAAUCAAAAGACUUGAAAAGCGGAAGGAAUAAACGAAAAGGUAGUAGUGCCAACUCAAGGGCUCCUACACCUGUCUUAAGUGAAUUUAGUGUAGUGGUUAGUGCUUCUAACAUAUCGGACAGUACUAGUAAUAGUGUACAGACUUCUACGGGGACUAUAGUGUCACCUGAAAAGAAGAAUUUUGGUGAUAGUGAAAAACUUAAAAGGCAGAAAAUAGAAACAACCCAAUCCAUAAUUUCCAAUCAACUUGUUAUCGCCUUGACGUCAAUAUCCACUGCCAGGCUGAACUCAUCUUCUACGAGUACAACAGCAGUCACAGAACCGAUUGUACAAAGCGAAGUAACGCCCACAACCGUCUCAUCUACAUCUAUAAUACAAACUUCUCAGGCUCAGCAGCCACAUCCACAGCAUCCCUCUCUAGUAGUAUCGGUACCUUUGGCCGGUACCAGUCUAAGUCCGCAUCAUUCCUUAGUGGGCAAUUCAUCGAACUCUUUGACUGUGAUGCCAUUUACUGUCGCUUCUGGCGGUGAUAGUAAAACUGUUGCUACACCGACUAGUAGUGGAUCGGAACGAGCAACACCUAUUGGAAACACUGAUAAUUUCAUGAUGCCUUCAAGUAACAGUAAUCAAGGACUUCUGAGUUCCGAAAUGAGUGGCGGUGGCUUAAAAAUCACUUACGAAAAACAGCCAGAUUUAAUGAACACUGAAGUCGAUAUGGAGUUGGAGUUGGACAACCCUUCUACAAAUUCGACGAUACAAGAAAUGCCUGCCAAAAGAACUAGAUCUCAAUCGACUGAAAAGAGCGACCGUUCCACACGAAAUAGAAAACGCAGCAGCCUUGGUAGCAACAGUAACGGACAUCCUAUGCAAGCCUUAAUGAGUACAUCACUGCCAGCGAUGUUACCAAAACGUCCAAGUCGUGCACAUCAUUCUUCCCCGCCACCAGCAUCUCCGGUGCAGGUGCAAUCUCAACCACCUGGAGCUUUUGCUGCUAUUUCACAAGAAAGAAUUAAAGAUUCUCCCCCGAGCAGUCCCAGUUCGGAAAGCCAAGGUGCUUCUUCAUCCAAUGGACUAGUAAGAGGUCACAGUAAAGGACGUAAAAGCGCGCCAGCAGCCGUUCACGUCAUACAAGGCAUGUCAAAAGAGGAUAAAAAAGAAGUAAAAAUAUUUCAAAAUGGUGUUGCUGCGCCCCACAUGUUAGGAAACCAGUUGAAUCCCACUUCAAAUAUGCACCAAAAAAUGACAGAUCAUUUAAGUAAUGAGUUGGAAGCCCACAGUAUAUACCAUUCAAAUGAUAGCAGUCCGAAUUUGAUGGGGCCUCAGAUGCACCACAGAGUGAUUCAGUCGGCGCGAGCGAGUAGCACUGGUUCUAGUACAGCUUCAGGAGGCAGUGGACUAUCUUCAAUGUUAGGGGGUGCGAUACCUCAAACAUUAGAACAGCUGCUAGAGAGGCAAUGGGAGCAGGGAUCUCAGUUUCUUAUGGAACAAGCUCAACAUUUUGAUAUUGCUUCACUAUUGACCUGUCUGCAUGAACUGCGCGCAGAAAACUUGAGGCUAGAAGACCACGUUACUUCGUUAAUUCAAAGAAGAGAUCAUUUGUUGGCAGUUAAUGCUCGGCUAGUCAAUCCAUUGAUUGGGCAACAUGCAGUGGCGCCACCUCAAAUUUCUCAUACAGUUAACAAUAUCCACCCAUCAAUAUCCAUAAGUCAAGCGGAUAUGUCAAGAACGUCACGGCACAGUAGUACUGCCUAUGAUCGGUAUCCUCAAGCUUCACUUUCCGUACCUGUCGAAAAUGGUUUACCACCUGAUGCAUAUCCAUCCAACCCACAUCGAGAUAGUGUUGGAAGUGGCCAACCCAGUCCGACAGUUAGACAUUCACCAGCAACACCGUCAUAUCCGAAUAAUGGUUUGUUGAGACAAUGCCCUGAUCCUGGGAGCCGGUCUAUGCCUGGCCGUUCUCAGCCUUAUCCUUUGUACGACAGGCCCGGCUCUUCGCAUUCUCACUCGUCCUCAUCGUCUCAACAGAUGGUAAUAAGAAGAGAUAGAGAUCGAGAUCAGGAUAUGUUCGGUCACGGUCCUCAGCCGAGCUGAGAUUCAAUUAAUGGUGAUAAUUUUAGCCACUUAUUCAAUGCGUCGACAAAUCUUCGAAAUAAUAACUAUUGUGACAUUGACUGAUUUAAAUUAUAAUAUUAUUAUGUAUGUGUUCAAUUUUCAAUUUUAUUGCAAGGUUUCUACUGCCAUUAAUUAUUAUUUUAACCAACCUUUUUGUUUAUCCGUUUUAUAGUUUGCAAUUUUCGUUGGCAAUAUUUGCCAUAAUGUUCAAGACAAUUAUUAAGGGAUGGAUUCCUGAAGUAAAUUUAAGAUAGAAAGUUUUUAUGAAGCAUGGACCUACCAUACGGUUAAGAGAUACUGUUCCUAUUUUUUCUUGACAUACUUAAGGACCACCCCUUACUAGUUGGUAACAUUUGAAUAUCGUUAAGUGCAAUAUAAAGUGUACGAAAAAUUGCAAACGGUAAAAAAAUUUUUAGAUAUGUAAUUGAUCGACUUUUUUAACGCCCUGUAUAUUACAAAAAAAAACAAGACUAUUAAAAGUAAGUCAUAUAUGGCCUAUCGACGAUAUCAAUUAUAAUUAUUACAGUCCACCAAUCAUAUCAGAUUAUUAAGAGCAAUUUUUCCGAAUAAUAUUAAGUAUUAUAGAUUUUUAGUUCUUUGUCAAAAAAAAAAAUACUGUGAAAUAGGUUCACAUUUUUUCUUUUGGGAGAAAAAUUUAGAAAUAGUUGAGCUCAGGGAAAAGACUUAUAAUUAGGAACCUGUUUGUUUUUUACAAGUGUGUUACAUUUUAUUGUGUAAUGCCAAUUUAACUAAGCCAUAUUAGUUUAGUGUAAAUAUUAUGGUUUUUUCUUGUAGGCAAUCAUUAUCAACAAAAAUAACUUAUUUGACUGACUUUAUUUAUCCUAAAUUAUUUUCACUCUUUGUACACACUAUUAUUUCUAGGGCCAGUUUCUUAAGUGACAGUUAAGGUUUCGGUGAGGAACACAAAGUUUAGUACUCUGCUUUAUCUAUCAACCAGAAACAACUAGGAAAGGGCGCAUUCUUUUUUUCACUGGUGGAUCCAUUGAUCAUUAGUCUAUCUUUGUCUAGUUCAUAGAAAAUUGGCUGUCUCAUAAUGAUGAAUUCAGAUGGAUACAUCGAUGGAAAAAAGAAUACAUGCAAAAGCAAAUGUUUACAGUGACUAACAAAGGUCGUUAUUUUUUGUCACUGAAUGACGAAUAAACUAUUCACAUUGCUAAGAGGUUAAGUUUGUGAAUAUUGAUAUAAUUUUGUAUAAUAUAGUAUUUAACCUUGGUAUAUCCCCCAAAAAAUAUUUCUUUUUGAUGGGUAAAACAGAGAUCUAAGGUUCUUUCCGAUUCCAUAAACCAAAAGAAAAACUUGGCGCCUAUGUAUUUAACUUUUUUGACUGUUGAUGUUUGAUUUUCUAUUUAAAUAAUUAAUAUUUAAGCAAUAUUGUAACAUUAAAAGAUGCUAUAUAAUUUUUUAAAAAAGAAAUCCCUAUUUUCUCUAAUAGUUUGUCAAAAAAUUAUAACUGUUUUUGUACUUUUCAUAGAUUAAAUAUAUUUCUGCUAGGUACUUAAAGGGAUUUCAAAUGGAACUAAAAGGAACUGUUAAUAUAUUAAAUUCAUAAUUGAUGAGAGAAUAAUUUUGUGUAGCUAGAAUUUUUGUAAUUUAAGGCAUGUAUAAAUUUUUAAAAAAAUUGUUCUCAGUCACAUUAUCAACAACAAAGAUUUAAUAUAAUAUCAGUUCAAGCAUCAAACUAUUGAAAUUUAGUUAGUAGCUCAUUUCUUUGAUCUUAUACACAUUCAAAUUAUAAUUAUUAAAUAGCAAUAGUUAAAAAUAAUGGAUAUAUAAAUAUUACUCACUUAAUUUAAACCCAAAAUAAACUUAAUAAUAUUUGAACCAUUUGAAAUUACCUUUUUCUGGGUGAUAUCAUUGGGCAUAAAGUAAAUGACUUCGAAUUCAUAAUACUUAGACACCAUAUUGUAUAUUUUGUAAUAUUUUCCAAUUUUUAGGUUGUUUUGUUUUAUUUUUAUGUAAUAUACAGUUGGUAGGAAUUUUAUUCGAGUGUUUUAGUGAAACAACAAAUUAGUAUAAAAUAAACAAAUUUAUUAUAAAAAUAUUUUACCAAACAAAAAAUAAUUUAAUAAUAAGUUGUAUUAGGUUAAUUCAGUUCCAUUUUCUGUCACUUCGUGCUGUGGUAUUGGCUUAGAAUGUACUUUAUAUGGAUCAGGACCUAUCCAGCUUAAGAUUACAGGAAAUAGCAUCGUUCCGUGGAAAAUACCGAAAAUUAUGACUAGAGAAAAUAUCUGAAAAUAAAUGAAAUUUGAAAGGAUUAAAAAACUUAUAAUGCCACAAAAAAAAGGAGUAAAUUAAAUUGGGUUGGCUAAACAAUGCCUUAUAAGUAUGAGUAAAAGCCAUUGUUUCGAAAUGCAUAUAGAGAAUUAACAUUCAAAUUUGUUUGCCAGUGAAAAUUUAUCACUAUCAAAUUUUAUUCAAAAAAUGCAAAGAUUUCUCAUCAAAUUUAUCUUAGUGAUAAAUAAUGUUUCACGGGUUCAAUAAUUUUUAUUCAUGGAUUUCACUAAUCAGCGUUUGAAACCUGGAUAAAAAGUGACUUCUUAACAAAUCUAAUUGAUUUUUAAAGCUCGUCUUCGGUAAUAUCUUCCUUAGAAAUAGCUAAUAAAUCGUUUAGUUGCUUCUUAAACUUCUAGUAUUGGUCUUGAAGUUCUUCUUCCUGAGUUGAUUUGUUAGGAGUAGACAAAGGUUAGUUACUUUUUCAAUAGCUUCUGGUAGGGAUGGCACCUCGAUCAAUUGACUAGUCAAAAGUUAUCAAUUGACACUCAAUUUGACCGAAGUUAGAAUAUUUGACCAAAUUAAAAAAUAAAUAAAUAAACAGAACUAGCAGAAGCAAUAGUAUAUUGCAUAAAAAAAUAAAAUAAAAUUUUUCUCUAGAAAAUGAAACAAACAGAACUUGAAACCCCACUUUUCCACACCCAUUAAGGUCCUGAAAGUACCCCUUUUGGUAGUGAAAAAAAAAAAAAAAUGUAUACAGGGUGUUUGGUAGGUUGAUGCAUAUAUUUUGGGGUAAGUCAUUUCGAACCUAUUUAGUCAAACGUACCUUAGUACCAAGUCCUAUGGUUUUCAAAAUAUGGCCGAUUAAAUUUUUUCUUAAAAAAAUUUCACAAAUCCUUUGUUGGGCGCUUUAAUGCGAUAUUCAGAAAUAUUGUCUCAAUUAUUUUUGUUUUGUGUCUUAACGGAAUCUGUAUUCCUUGUGUCAAAUGCAUUAACAAUAAAAUAAAUAAAAAAUGAAUAAGAGUGCCAUUUUAAAUUCAAAACUAAUUCCAUUGCAACUUUCACAUGUGCGUGCCUUUUCGAAUUGUACAUACCACGAAAAAAUUACAAUUUUUUUUUUGGAUUGCCGCACAAAAAUCAUUAGACUACACACGGAGAAAAAAAUAUAGUACGAUUUAUUAGAGAUUUUAUAAUACUAUAUAGGACGAAUACCCAGUUUAGUACCAUUUACAACAUUUUUAUAAUAAUUUGACAAUAAAAUAGUCAUUAUGUUUUACUAUAUUUUAUGUUGAAUAGUACCAAUUUUAGUUUAUAAGAUAUAUAAGAAAUAUAUUCUUAUUUUUACUAUAUGUGAUAUUACCAUGCAUUAUGUGCUUUUUAUAUCUUUUAUGAUAUUUUUUUUGUAGUUUUUAUUAGCUAGUUUAAUAAAAUUUAAUAUUUUUUUCACUUAUCAGUAUUAUAAAUUAUAGUAUUCUUCACAAAAACAUUUUAUUAGCGUUAUAAUACUUGGUACUACAGUAACCAACAAAAAGAUUGCCAGAAAUCUAAAAGAUAUCCUUAAAAAAUUUAAAUUUUGCAAUGUCGGGGUCAAAAACAGUGAAAGCAAAUUUUUCGCUGCAUUUGACCCCGAUAUUGCAAAAUUCACAUUUUUCAAGAUUAUCUUUUUUAUUUAUAGCAAACUUUUUGUUGGUUCAAUUAGUUUAAAUUAGAAAGAAAAAAAUAGGAAAAAGGAGAAAAAGCAAAACCCAAAUUUAAUUUUGAAACAUUUUAUUACAUUCCUAAUAUUUUUUCGAUAUACAUACAUACAUUCAUAUUAUGCGUAGGUAGGAUAGCAUUUCUAAAUUCAGUCCAAUUUAUGUAUAAACCAUCACAGUUUGUGGGAUAAUUUUUUUGAAAGUCUUUACAGUUAAACCUUAACUGCAGCUGGUAUCUCAAGGUAUUCCUCUAACUCUUCUACAGUUGUGGUAGAGGCACUUGACGGUUACUGAAUUUGGAUUUCAUUGUGACUGGUGACGGUGAUGUUGAUUUCUAGGUUUCAGGAAUUAUAAUCUGAAACAACCCUUUAUUACGUACCUAUACUAAUACAAAAAAAAAAAAUAUUUUUCAAGUCACCUCUGUUAUAUAUUUAUUGUACUUAGCAAUAAAUUUCAAUCUUUUCCCAACACUAGGAAUUAUUUCUUUUACUAAAUCCGGAUGAUUGUGUAAUAAGUUAAAGGCUUCCAAGUCUAUAUCGUUAUCUGAGAAAAAUAAAACAUUUUAAAUAAAAGGGUUUAUUCCAUAGUAUAUACGAAUGAAAUGUAAAAGAAAAUAAUCCAUAAAACACAAUAGUUAUUUAUCAUACAAGGGAAAAAAGUACUAGAUUUUAGCGAAAAAAUAAUCACUUUUUUUCCGUGGGAGAAAAAGUGACAUUUUUGCCCCUUUUAUUAUUAUUUUGUUGAUGUCCCCUUCCUCCACUCUACAGAAUUAUAAAUUAAAUUUAUUUUGGCCCAUAUUGAAAUAUUUUGCGCUUGCGUUUCAUAUGUAUGUGAGAGUUGAUAUAAACUUACCUUCAAAGGAGUCCAGGAGUUCACUCAGCUCAAAAUUUUCCAAAAUUUCUUUAAUACUAUUCAUAUUGCACCAGAAAAUCAUAAAUAUUCAAAAACAUAAACAUCAAUCAAGCGUGGAACAGGGUGGCGAGAUGUGACUCACUCACUAACCGGCAACUAAAUGAAUCCCGAAUAUCACGGAAAGUAAAAUUCCUGUCUUUGAUGUACGAGUUAAAAUAAAAAUAGUAAACAGUAACAUCUUUAUUUCCUAGCUUGUACAAUGUGAAUAUUGUAAAAAAGCAUUUUUAUUAUGGAUGGAUAGUAUCCUCUAAAAUCUUCUGAUAUUACAAAUUACCUUUAGAAUAAAUGUAGGACAAAUCUUAAUAAAAAAUAUUCUAAAAUAGGAUUCUAAGUAGAAUUUAUUAUAAAUUAUAUUUAACAAUAACAUGUUAACGGUUUGGUGGGA